CACGCUGCGCGAGAGUGCGUGCGAGAAUCGAAGAGCGAGAGCAGGAAUCGCAGGAAAUCGAUGCAAGCAUCGCCGGCAGAUUGUCCACUGGCCACGCACUGCAACACUUGGCACAGAUGUGUCCGCACCGCAUCGCCGUGGCCGCAUCCAUCACACACUGCUGGAUGUGAAGUUUCAAGCUUUGCAAGGAACGGAGCGGCGGGCGCUGCGCGGCGCGGCACUUCGUGUAGUUGCGCCGUCCAGUUGUGUCUGCAGUGAAGACCCAUCCAGGAUCCUAGUCUUAGUUGUUGUUGAUUGGACUCACUGAGUGCAUUGCCACUGUGUGUAGUGUCUCGAGGGUCUUCUGUUUCGUCGGAGUUUAGCUUAGGGGUUUUGUUGCUGGCGGAGCGGUACUGCUCACGGUUUUUUUUUGUAAGCCUAGUUUUGGUGGCAAUGGCGGCAGCGAUGGGAAGCGCCGCUCAGGUUAUGUUGCUGGGUUUGCAACCGGUUGGGGCGGUCAGCCAAGCGGCUGCUCCAGUUUGUGUGAGAGUCGCGGUUGGACAGCAGAGGGAUACGAGGGGGACCGUGGGAGGAAGCGGCGGUGUUUUUCAGGCGAGGCUCGGAGGUGGUGGUGGUGGUGCCGGUGUGUUGGAGCGACCGAAGCUGGACCAGAGCGGCUCCGACACGACUCCCAGGACUGAAGAAGGAGGGGAGAGUGGUAGAGCAGCGCAGCGGAACCGAACAGGUGGCGGCGAGCGCUACCGCGUGCUUCUUCUCGACCAUGAACGUCACACUGAAACAUACGUUGCAAAAGCUCUCACCAAAGCGGUGCCUAACAUCACAGCUGAGCAGGCGAGGAAGUGCUUCUUUGAAUCACGGCUUAUCGGCAAGUCCGUGGUUAUGGUGGCUGUGAAGGAGCACGCAGAGAUGCACGCUUUUAGCAUGGCUCGCUAUGGCCUUCGCUCAACUAUUGAACCGGACGGGAGUGUCAUGUAAUCUCGACUUUCGACGCGGUAUCUCCAUGUCAAGAGCACGACUACCUAUUCGAUGUAUUCUAUUCAGCACUCAGUCUAGAUCCAAUAUUCGUCUGCACUCCCGGGAAUGGAUAGACGAGCUAGAGUGUGCUUUGGUUAUUUCUACAUUCGAGUGUGAAGAACAGUUUCGAUUUAGUAACGGUUUCGAGAAUUUUUCCACAGUGACCACGGAUCUGUAUUUACUGGGAGAUACUUCCCUAUAUAUGAGAUACACUAUUUUUUUGUGCAAGUUUUAUGUCCACAGUCGUGACCCAUGAUGGGCAAGGCAUGUGACACUACCGAGUAGUGGAAUAAACGAGUGCUCUGUGUUUUUUUCAGACC
Molecule: messenger RNA, 1334 nt
Organism: Physcomitrium patens
Lineage: Eukaryota; Viridiplantae; Streptophyta; Bryopsida; Funariales; Funariaceae
Product: ATP-dependent Clp protease adapter protein CLPS2, chloroplastic
Biological process (GO): protein catabolic process; proteolysis
Source: RefSeq, a predicted model, not a curated record